AUCUUGUGUUUCCAGUGAAGAAAGAAUAGACAGGUUUGUACUCAGCCUUGAGCAAACACAAAGCAUGUUUGGGUCUUGGGGAAGACUUAACAAUAGUCAAUAGACCAAGUUAUUAUUCAAUUCUGUUUAUUAAUCCCCAUUCUUAUCCCUUCCUCGAUUUAUUCACAACCCGGCUGGAAAUUGUCAUGUAAACACAGGGUGAAAGUUAGCUUGGCUAAGUGGACCAGUACUACAUGACACUACCGUAGGUUUAGUUCCUGUAUUCAUUCAUUCUCAUAGAAAGUAUUGAUGAAGAACCGAUUUUGAUUUCCCUUUCGAUAUAAGUUGAAUUUUAACGCAAUCGAAUACGAUAUUUGAGAAGCAAAGAGCCUAAGUGUUUGCUGUCGACACAGUAUCCAAGUAUUUCAAAAAUUCGUAUCAGCGACAAACACAAUUAUGUGACUAACAAAUUUAAGGACUAUGAUAGAAUUCAUAGUCUAUGAAGUAUGUUUAUCUACAAAACUAAAAAAUCACGAAUUGAGUUCUGUACACCAGAAUUUGGUAUAUACCUGUAUCAGCAUACUUAUGCAUCAGUCAAUUCUAGCAUUGCCCAUCCCCCCGGGCAACCUCCGGGCAUUUGCACUUUUUUCCUUUAAGUGGCAAUGCCCCGCCCCCGGGAAAAAAAAAAUGACAAAUGCCCGGCCCAAGGGCACACUGACUUAUUUAUAGAACGUAUUUUAGACCUCAAAACUUCCAUAACAGUAUUAGCUUCCUUGUAUAAAAGCUACAGCAGUUAUCCCAACUUUUGAACAUGAAAAACGUGCUCGUCGGUUCAGUGGUUAAUAUACAAUAACGUAGCAAAAUAAACAAGGAUUGUGCUAUGGAUUCUGGUGUUUUUAUGCAAGAUAGUCAAACACAACUUUAAUUAGUUUCUCAUGUGCGAUUGGUGUGACGUUUUGUGAACGAAAAUAUCCUUGUUUUUACCCUCGAAUCAUCAAUAUUAAUGAGCUUCGACGCCACUUCCCGGGACAAUUCCCCGCCCCCGGGACAACUUUGCAAGUACCAAUGCCCGGCCGCCGGGAAAAAAAAGGGGGGAUGGGCAAUGCUAGAAUUGACUGAUGCAUUAGUAUUUACUCACUGGACUUGGGUAAGUAGUAUUUACUUACUGCUUUGCCAACGUCACCAUUUAAUGAAAUAUUCUUUUGCAGAACACAGCGUCAUCAUGAUUGCAGAAAUUGCUCUAUCCCUGUUACUCGUCUGGUUGACGUGGAGCGUUGUGACCACCUACACGACGAGAAGUAAAAUGCCUCCAGGUCCAUUUCCCUACCCAUUCGUCGGCAAUUUUCCUCAAAUGCUUUGUGAUUCGGCUGAUCCUUUCAGUAAACUUGCUGAGAAGUAUGGCGAUAUUUACACUCUUUCCUUUCCUACUGGGAAUACCGUGGUCUUAAAUACCGCCUCGCUUGUGCGAGAAGCAAGAUUGGGGAAAAAGGGAGGCGAUUUUGUUGGGAAAUCGCCGGAGUCUGUAUAUCCCUUCAAUGAAAUAUUUGGUGACGAUUUCAUCACAAUUGACUAUUCACCCAAGUUUGUAUUUCGAAGGAAAGCGUUCAUCUCGGCAUUGCACGCUUUUGAAUCUAGUAUGAAGCAAGGAUUAUCCGGAGAUAAUGCUCUUAACAUCCUGCUCGAAGAGAUUGAAUCAAAAGGAAAAAAGCCUUUCUCUCUAGGAGAACUGAUCCAUGGUUCGAUAGUUGCACAACUUUGGAAAAUGAUGACCACAAAGACAGUGUCUGUCAACGAUCCAGUUGUAAAUUCUAUCACCGAGUUUGGGGAAAUAGUUGGAAGACAGGCAUUAAAUGGUACAAUUUAUCAAACGAUCCCAUUUGUAUCGCAUUUGCCAAGCCAGUUCAGUCGAGAUAUCAAGCGAGCAGUGCAAAUAAGGGACACAAUAAUUCCUCCAGAAUUUAGGGCUCACCUUCAGACCUACCAGCCAGAUGUGAUUCGUGAUUUGACCGAUAGCUUAAUCAGUGCAUUCAAGAAAGAGAUACUAAAAGAAAAUGGUCAAGACGUUGGUUCCCUAGAAGAUAUUCCCGCCAUAAUGAUGGAUAUAUUUCAAGCAGGCUCUGGAACAACAUCUUCUGCGCUUACGUGGUUUACCUUGUACAUGGUGCUACAUAAAAAAGUCCAAGAAAAAAUUCAAAAGGAGCUGGAUAUCGUCGUGGGAAAAGAUCGCUUGCCAACCUUGGAUGAUGCAAAGAAUAUGUCGUACUUACAAGCUGCACUUUGUGAAGUUUUAAGGAUAGCAAGUGUUGUGCCAUUGAUCGGAACGAACGCAAUUCGUGACACAACAAUUGCUGGUUAUCAUAUUCCGAAGGGUACGUUAGUUGCUCCGAAUCUGAUGCGAGUGCAUCACGACGAAAGAGAGUGGCCCGAACAUGACGUGUUCAAACCUGAACGGUUUCUCGAUUCUGAAGAAAAGUUUGUCGGCUGGACGAAACUCCACGGAUUCAUGCCGUUCAGUGCUGGGCGUAGAGAAUGCACGGGUCAGUCGUUGGCAAGGAUCAUGAUGAUUACAUUCGCUUCAACGUUGUUGCAUCGCUAUGAGAUUGUUUUGCCGGAUGGUGCAAAGAAGCCGACUACGAAAAUUCUUGCUGCUGCAAUAAUAUUGCGUCCUCAAGAUUUCAAAGUGGUGGUGAAGAAGCGAUUUUGACUCCCAAAUUGUUUAAUGAAUUGAAUUUUAUUUUGCUUUCUCGUUCGGAUUAUCGCGGAAAUCAAAGAUGACGUGAAAAUGGCGAGGCAUAUCCAUAAAUGGGCAUAGAGAUUAUAAAUAACACUAGAGGAAAGCAUCGAGUUUACAAAAUGGGAACGCAGCUAAUGGGAGGCAAAUUCAAGUCCCGGAUAUAAAAUCAUGCUCUCAUUGGCUGAUUUGAAACUCGUUACCAAUGGGAACACGAAUACACAUCCGGAACUUGAAUUUGCCCUCCAAUAGUCGCGUUCCUUUUUUUUACGGAAUUAAGAUCACAGUGCCUCCUCUAGUGUUAUUUAUAAUCUCUAUGUACAUGGGCACAACACGCCAUUUUCACGUCGUCUUUGACGUCCGCGUCUUCGAUCUAAAUCUCAAAUAUCUGUCUAUUAAUUACUGUUGCAACUCGCAUCCAGAGCUCUGUCACGAAGCUGCUGCCGACGUUAAUCCUACCGUCUAUUUCGUCUUGAUGACUAGUGAGCAUUUGAUAUUAAUUAUUAUAAUAUUAAUUAACAAAGGCUUAAUUAACAUCUUCUUAGAACUAUUUAUCAGUUGUUGUUAUUAUGUUUUAUUUCAUCGUGUCUUCGAAAUUUGUA
Messenger RNA from Paramuricea clavata, 3312 nucleotides. Lineage: Eukaryota; Metazoa; Cnidaria; Anthozoa; Malacalcyonacea; Plexauridae. The record is from the annotation of a GenBank genome assembly.